Messenger RNA from Anisakis simplex (herring worm), 588 nucleotides. NCBI's taxonomy places the organism in Eukaryota, Metazoa, Nematoda, Chromadorea, Rhabditida, Anisakidae. The record is from the annotation of a GenBank genome assembly.
AUGUUGGAAAAGCAUCGUGAUCGUCUUGAUUUGCUACCGUUCUAUGCACGUCUGGUGGCCACACUGGAGCCUGUAAUGCCAGAUCUGGCUCUUGAACUAUCGCAUGCACUCAUCCAGCAGUUUAGGCUCACUGUUCAAAACCGUUCGAGAUUACGCGUUGAUUGGAAAGUCCGCUGUUGUAGAUUCAUCUCUGAGUUGGUCAAGUUCGGAAUAGUGCCGAAAGCAGAAGCAUUGUCGUGUUUGCGGAUGGUACUGUUCGAUUUUCGUGGCCAUAACGUCGAUAUGUGCUGCGCGAUGGUUGAUUCGAUGGGUCAGUUUUUGUAUAGAUCAACGGAUAGUCACGGUAAAAUGAAGAUUCUGCUGGAAGUGAUGAUGAAGAAACGAAGUCGACUNAAAUGGCAGUCAACAAUGUUAAUCGACAAUGCUUAUUAUACGUGUAUACCACCGGAAAAUGCACAAUCAGCACCAUCCACUAAUCCUCCUGUGCACGAUUUCAUAAGACAUAUGAUUGUGGCGUUAACGCGUUUCCGUGUUGAUAUCACCGUUCGGUGUUUGAGGAAAAUCGACUGGAGUGAUCCUGAAACUGCA